This is a messenger RNA of Emiliania huxleyi CCMP1516, 1260 nucleotides long. RefSeq lists its product as hypothetical. Gene Ontology annotation, molecular function: protein-lysine N-methyltransferase activity. NCBI's taxonomy places the organism in Eukaryota, Haptophyta, Isochrysidales, Noelaerhabdaceae. The transcript is spliced from 7 exons. Gene Ontology annotation, biological process: peptidyl-lysine dimethylation. The record is from RefSeq and is a predicted model, not a curated record. The coding region runs from base 1 to 1260 and encodes 419 amino acids.
AUGAGCGGCUGGGUGGGCUGGGAGGGCGUGGUGGAGGAGUACUCGCUGAGUGCAGGCAAGCUUCUCCUCGGCGUCGCACCCGGCUCGCGUUGUGCCGCACUCGGAGAGCUUCACGCCGGGUCGGUGUGGAAUGGAAGCGUACGGCUGUCGCAGUUGAUCGAAUUUGGGUUCCUCGGCCGCAAGCUCGCAGGAAAGCGGGUCGUCGAGCUCGGUGCUGGCGCCGGUCUACCAUCCCUGACGCUGCUAGCACAGCCCGAGGUGGACGCUUCCGCUUGUGUCGUCAUCUCGGAUUUUGACCAUCCAGCGCUCGUGCAGGCCAUCCGAGAGAACGUGCGCCGCAACGUCAGCGUCCUCUCCUCCGCCGCAGCAGCCCGCUGCCGCGUCGUGGGCCACACGUGGGGCGAGAGCACUGAGCCACUCGAUGCCGCUCUGUCUGAGCUCGGCCUCAGCCUCACGAGCGUCUGCAGCCUGCUCGCGCCGGGCGGUGCGGUCUGGAGCGCGCACUGCCACCACUGGGAGGGGCACGAGGCGGCGGACGAGCACCUGUUCGCUCGCGCCGCCGCGUGCGGCCUCGAUGUGGCUGCGGUGCCCGCCGCCGGCAGCGAGAUGCGCUGCCUCUUCGGCGAAGGGUCGCAGCUCGCUCUCGUGCGCCAGCACGCCGCUCUGUCCGUUUCGCCCCUCGCGGGGCUCGCGGCGGAGGCAGCCCCGCCGCUGCAGCCAGGUGCCGAAGCGCUGUCUGACGAGCCGCUCGAGCCGCUAGACGCGCCCGUGGAGCUCUCGUCGCUGCCCACCGAGCUGCUCGAGCUGGACCUCGCCAUCAGGGCUGGGGUGCGGUCGUUGCUGGCUCCGUCGCCAGGCUCCACCCUCUCGUCGCUGGGCAAUGUGGUCGGGUUCGAGUUUGCCGGCGUGGACCUCGACGACGAGGCGGGCAGCGAGUCCGGCAUCUGUGGCGGCCGCGCCGCCCUUCGCCGCUGGGCGCGCUUCGCCUCGCGCCACGAGAGGCUCCGGCUGCGUGUCGACGCGCAUGCGCCCCCCGCCGUCGCGCUGCGCUACGCGCGCCUGCGCGGCGCCUCCGUCGCUCGCGAGCUCGACUCGCUCGGCCUCUCCCUCGACCGAAUCGACGUCGCGUCCUGGGGCCUCAGCGUCACCGCGGCGGCGGCAGCGUCGGCGCACCCGAACGGCGACUCGGCGCGCGCGGGCUGCGGCUGGGCCGAGAUCUUUGUCUCCCAGGCGAGCGACGGCGGGCAUUCUGACGCCUAA